AUGAAUAUUCUCACCAACUUGACGACGCUCUUCACCGCGAUGACACUCUCAAGCGGUGCGUACGCCGCCCGGAUGGGACGAUCGAUCCCGGAUUACACCACAUCAGAGGCUGGCAAUCCGUUUGUGGACGGAUGGUACGCCGACCCAGACACAGCUGUCUACAAUAACGAGUACUGGGUUUACCCGACAUCAUCAUACGCAUACGAGGAGCAAACGUACCUUGAUGCGUUCUCCUCCAAAGAUCUCGCGCACUGGACGAAGCACUCGAAUAUCUUGACAAAGGCUGAUGUAUCAUGGGCUCAAGAGGCUAUGUGGGCACCUGCCACCAUUGAGCGCAAUGGAAAGUAUUACAUCUACUUCGGCGCAAACGACAUUCAAGAAGGCGAGAAUAACGUGGGUGGCAUCGGCGUCGCGGUGGCGGACAAGCCUGAGGGCCCUUACAAAGACGCCAUCGGCAAGCCCCUCAUCGGCGAAUAUCACAACGGCGCACAACCGAUCGACCAAGACGUCUUCAUCGAUGACGACGGCCAGGCUUACAUUUACUACGGGGGGCACGGACACGCCAACGUCGCCAAGCUGAACUCCGACAUGAUCAGCAUAGGGAACUUCUCCGACGCCACCCAGUUCAAGGAGAUUACCCCCGAAAACUACGUUGAGGGAUCAUUGAUGUUCAAACGGAAUGAAAAGUACUAUUUGAUGUGGUCUGAAGGAGGAUGGACCGGGCCUGACUACUCCGUAUCGUACGCCAUCUCAGACUCUCCCCUCGGGCCUUUCAACCGCGAAGCAAAGAUCCUCCAGCAAGACGCAGCCGUAGCCACGGGAUCUGGUCACAAUGCUGUGAUCAAUAUCCCUGGAACCGACAUCUGGUACAUCUUCUACCACCGCCGACCACUGGGAGACACUGACGGCAACCACCGGCAACUCGCUUACGACCGCAUGUAUUUCGACGAGAACGGCAAAAUUAAGCAGGUCAACAUGCUUGUCAAGGACAAUUUUAGUGAUGGAAAUCUUAUUGGAUGGAAUACCGCAUUUGAGGGAAAGUUUUCAGUCAAGGAUAACCAGUUGAACGCGGAAAAGACGUCGGCCUGGAGCGGCAAGGCCCUUCUGAAUACGGGAUUUGAAGAUUUCGUUUUCGACAUCGACAUCACCCUCGUUGACCCAGACGUCAACUCAACCGCCCGCGACUCGGGUGACGCGGGCGUUCUCUUCGGAGUUACUAGCGCUUCAGCAGGUAUUGACAACGUCACCGGCUUUUAUGCAGCUGUAGACGCAUCCGGGGCAGUUGUCCUAGGACAGAUGAACCAGAACUGGCUCCAGCUUGCAUCUGCUGACCUGGACAUCAAUGCGGGAACAAAAUAUCACUUGCGCGUUACGGCGAUUAACAAGGAGGUUAAAGUGUUUGUGGACGAUAUGUCUAUAUCGAAACUCACUUACACGGUGUCAGUAAGCACGAAGGGAACAAGCGGAGUUCGUGUGUUUCGUACCGGUGCGCUGUAUGAUAAUCUUUCCGUGGCGCAUACGAGCAAUUAG
Colletotrichum chrysophilum is the source of this 1530-nucleotide messenger RNA. RefSeq lists its product as uncharacterized. Bases 1 to 1530 code for a protein of 509 amino acids. The record is from RefSeq and is a predicted model, not a curated record. NCBI's taxonomy places the organism in Eukaryota, Fungi, Ascomycota, Sordariomycetes, Glomerellales, Glomerellaceae. Gene Ontology annotation, molecular function: hydrolase activity, hydrolyzing O-glycosyl compounds. Gene Ontology annotation, biological process: carbohydrate metabolic process. The transcript has a single exon.